Messenger RNA from Ictalurus punctatus (channel catfish), 4627 nucleotides. It is a transcript of the gene ifngr1, whose product is annotated as interferon gamma receptor 1. The coding region runs from base 274 to 1410 and encodes 378 amino acids. Gene Ontology annotation, molecular function: protein binding. The transcript is spliced from 7 exons. Lineage: Eukaryota; Metazoa; Chordata; Actinopteri; Siluriformes; Ictaluridae. The record is from RefSeq and is marked validated.
UAGUCACCGGGUGCGGUAAUGUUGGAUGUAACGUGCGGGUUCGCACGCGGAAGUGCGGAAACGUGACUCACGUCACACAUACACAGUCCAGCGGUAAGACUGUCACAGACAGAGCCGAGCUCCUGGAGCCUCUCACAUGGAUUAAUCCGAGUCUGUUCGCGUUUUAGUCUGACUUUGAGCAUGCGAACGCUUCAUCCGGGGUUAUUUUCUGUAGUCUGGAGUUAGAGGAACUCAUGACUGAGUGAUAUUAUCGAUGAUAUUCAGCUUGGCAAGAUGCGCGUCCAUGUCCUUGCUGUCCUCACUGCAUUCACUGUACUGAGUGUACUGAGAAGACUUACAGAUGCUGUUGCGGCUCCUUUCGGUGUGUCUGUGAAGUGCGACAGUUAUGGAGUGGUGGUGGAGUGGAUGGCUACUGGUCUCAGUGAACAAGCUGACUUCCUGUUAGAGCUCAAAGCAGACUCUGGGGAAAACGUCUCUGUUAACACAAAGGACCUUCGAUACAACAUCUCCGACCUGCUCCAGGAUACGGCGUACAACCGGUACUUUGUGAAAGUGAAGGCCAGAGAUGGUGGACAUGAGUCUGAGUUUGCAGAAUCGCAAAUAUUCUCUUUCAAUUACCUUCGUCCCACGAACAUCACCUGUGACCUCGAGUUCCCCACAGUCGAGCUGUCUGCUCGAGACGGAAAGCUGUUUGUCGAAUUCAUCAACCCUUUGCACCUGUACAGAGACACACCUGCUCUACGGAAACUCAAGAACAGCGACACACUGACGUACACGCUCAGCAGCGAUAAGGUGCGUGAAGAGUUUACGUGCUCUGACGAGUUGGAGAAGUGUGCGAGCAAUGUGUCAUUCCCAGAAGAGCAAGAGGAAUACUGUAUCAGACUCUCUGGAAGGAUCAGACAAACUCGUGUACGGCAUACGAGACCUUACUGUUAUAGCGGCACUCUUUAUCCUGGUCCACCGAUCUCCACGAUCCUCAUCCCGGUGCUGGUGGCUAUCACAGCGGUACUCAUUUUGGCAUCGGCCACUGCGUUUCUGGUGAAGCUUUGUGAAACUAAAUGCCACGAGUGCAACCUGUCCAAAUUUCCACGAGUUCUGGAGGACAAGUUCACACACACCCUUCUGAUCACGCUGGAGCCGGAACGCGUGGAAAUUCCCAGAGUCGAACCGGCUGUCGGAAUUCCCAUCCUGCCGGAAACCUUCUCCAACAUCACCGACCUCAAAGGCCGCGACGAGGACGAGGACGAGGACGAGGACGUGGACGUGUGUAGAAGCUCGGGAAGCAGCGAGCCGGACCCGAGUUGUUACACGGACAGGUCGCACAUGUACGGGACCGGAGCGGAUCUGUCGAGCAGCGACUUUUCUACGGGUUACGACCAGCCGCACGCGCUCCCAGAAAUGAGCCUUUAAGGCAUGGUCUUGAAAACACGUUCGUCUGGAACCUUGGACAAUCGAUUAGAUACACGUCUCCGGUUCGAACAUUCUGUCGUCCCGGACGACAGAAACAGAUGUGAUGGAGAGAAUGUAAAUAAUGUAAUGUGUGUGUAUAUAUCUCUCUCAUUUCUCUGCUACAGUAAUAUUUGAUUUAAAGACAGUACAAAGUCGUUAUCUGAAGUAGAUCAGCAGGACUGACCGUUUCAGCAUUCCAGUGCUCUGUUCAGUUUCUGUCCUGACACACCUACAUCGUAUAACUGAGACCGUUUAUCACGGCCUGUCAGGCUCAAGCAGGUCAUGUGCUUAUAUACGGUGGGGGAAAUGAGUACACGUAACUCUAUUUACGGACUUUAAUGUCGAUGAACGGAUUUCUCGAGUUAAUACCGAUGCCCGUCCGAUACUUAUUUCCCCCAGUGUAUAUAAAAUGUAUAUAUAUUUGUACGUGUAUAUAUAAAAAUCUGAUCAGGGUGCUCAGGGACGUCUGGCGAGUGGAAAGGACUCACUUGUUUGAUUCGCUUUAGACGGUACUUAUUUUUCUAGUAUAACAGUAUAUAGUAUAAACUUUCAACUCGUACGUUUUAACUCGUUCCAUUCCGAGACCGAAUCGAAUUAACGCCCGCGUGAACGUCGAACACGUCAAGUGCCAAAUGCUUAACGGGAACGGCGUGACGAUGACGAUCUGCGAGAUACGCGAGCCGUAACGCGCGGAGGUCUCGGCAUCGGACUAGCCAGCCGGUUUGAAAGCCCUGUAUUAAACUUAUACGCCACUUCGAUGUUCGCUCGCGGUUGCCCGUUGUGUUAAAUAUAUGGUAAGUGCUGCAGCAGCCUAUAGGUGACGUGUAAAGGGCGUCUUUUGCGAGAUGCGUACGAAGUAACGCGCGCUAGCUAGUUUAGAACGAAUUCAGAAUCAAGAUACGGAAACCCCAAGAGCAUCUGGCUAAAUUAGCUAGCUAACGUUACGUUUAAUUACAUACGGGUGUUUAGUCUUGAGAUGUAGAACAUUUUCAGAUUGCAGGGUUAAUCAGUUUUUAACAGCACAAUUGUUUCCUCUUAUUUAAGUCGUUUUAUUGAGGACUGCUUUUAGUUUUGAAGUCUCUGUCGCCAUUUUGUCGUAGCUACGGGUCUAGCGACGGAAUAAGCUCGGGGCCGCUCGAUCGUCGCGUCAGGACGCGCCAGGUCAGAGCCGAACCUCUCUAGGGAUAAACUGGAACACACGCUUGAAUGUCAGGACGUGGAUUUUGGGAUAUAAAUGGGUGCAGUUUUACGACGGAGAAUAAAACAGGGACAAGGGUUACGGACCGCUCGGUGUCAUAAAGCAACGUUUGAGCAGGUCGCAAUUGGGUGUGGAGCUGAAGGUGGAGUCUGGGUGGAGUCUGUUAAACACGGACAAAUCCUGUACAGCUCGAACGUCCAGGAAAAUGAAGAAAACUCUUUUUUUUUUUUUUCUUUAAAUUUGUUUAUUUAUAUUCUUAGAAAAAAAGGGGUCGCAUAUAUGACCUUAAAGGGUGUUUAUCUUUUUUUUUAUUAUUGUUUUAUUUUAUUUUAUGUUCUUUAUUGUACUGAUGUAUCAAAAAAGAAAAUCGCCUCACAUCGCAACACUGUAACCAUAGCAACAUGUCCUAGCUUUCCAGUCCGAGCUAGUUUGCCGAACAGAUUAAUAAUGUUAAAAUGAGGACUGCGGCGAUGAGGAGGGGUUUGCCGUUAAAACCUCCAGAGACCGAUGCAGAGAAUGUGAGCUGCUUGAUAAAGUGGGACGUGACGUCACAUCACACACCGGUGAACGUCCCAGAAACAGACAUUACUUUGUCCUUCGUACUGGUUCCACCUCAGCCACCUUUUUUUUAUUUAUUUUUUUUAUUAAAACCUGAACACCUCUUUCAGCACAGCUACAUUUCACGUAAACCGAGCAAUGGUGCUUGAUGUGGAAAACACCAACUAUAAAAGCACCCCAAGGGUUCUCCAGCCGUCUUUCUGGAGAACCUAAGAAGUCGUCAUUCUCCAAACGUGGUGACCUUCCAAGCAGUGAAACGCUUAAAGUCUGAAUCCUCCUAUUCUAUUUAGAAACAUUAACCAACGAAAGUCUUUUUAUUUUAUUUUAUUUAACUGAAAAACCAAUGUUCUCUAUGUUUAUUGUGGUGCCAUUACUUUAAGUCACCGCGGUCAUGAGCUGUCAUCGUGUCGGAAGCACGGGCUGUCACAGUGACACCUUCCAAUAAAGACUGAAGUAUUUGAAGUAGCGUCUCAAAGCGCACGCCGUUAAUCACACCGUCAACACGACGUCCUAGCCAACAGUCUUAGAAGGGUGGAACAGCGUGAAGCCGGUGGUUAGAAUGAUCUGAAUGAUCCACCACACACGGAUCUACAACAUACAAGUUCCUGAGUCGAGCGUCGAGGAGAACUCGCCUGGCGAUGGCUGGAACGGACACUCCGCACUCAUCAGCACUCAUCCGCACUCAUCACCGUCAUUCAAAACUGACACCAAAUGACAUGUAAUGCAGGGGGAAUGUUUCCUUUAAAACGACGUACGUUAUUAAAAGCCUAUUAUUAUUCUACUAAUUUACAUAUUCGGUAGACGUCAUACGUUAUGUUCGGCUUGAGACGUUGAACUGAAUGAAGAUUAUGAAAGAAAUAAAUAAAGAAAGAAAUAAUGUAUACACACAUUCCCAGCACAAGAAAAUAACGUACACAGUAAUAAACACUCGACCCAGUUGUUUUGGCUUAGAAAGGAUUAAAGUUGUAGGUUGGGGUCGGUUAUGUGGGGCUUCUUGAAAUGAUCAAGGGGGCAAGCGGCAGGUCAGUCACCAGAUUCCUAGAACCCCUGUUUUGGGAAGAAGUCUUCAUCAUCCAAAGAUAGAGAAUUUUUCAGGUUCAUAUUUCUGUCUGAGGUUUCCUUUCCUCAAUCCGUACAGGAUUUCUGUGGUUGUUGCAACCAAAAAAAAAACGCUCGAUUGUUCUAGUCUCUUUUUUUUUUAAUUAUUACUAUUGUUAUUAUUAUUAUUAUUAUUAUUAUUAUUAUUUCCGAUGCGACUUGAAUUUUUUGAACUUGUUUUUUUGCAGGAAACCACAGUCGCACGAAACGAGACCUUUCAGCUGCACUCGCGUCCGGCGCACGUGAAUCUAAGAGGGCUUUAGCUGAGCGCGCGUCGUUGAUGUCACGUCCUCGCCCGAAUCUGCAGAAAAUCUGCGGUAAUUU